Molecule: messenger RNA, 609 nt
Organism: Neospora caninum
Lineage: Eukaryota; Apicomplexa; Conoidasida; Eucoccidiorida; Sarcocystidae
Exons: 2
Coding region: 1-609 (202 amino acids)
Source: RefSeq, a predicted model, not a curated record
AUGAGGACGCACGUUGCCUUGCUUCUCGCGGCGGCAGGUAGUGUCAGCCUGGGCUUCGUGCCCCAGGCCACGUUGGGUGCCCCCGUCCAGGUCCCGCUGGCCCCUGACAUGCCAGAGGAUGCGCCAGGAACUGGUGCUCCGGCUCCUUACGCUGAAGUUCCUCUGUCCACUGGAGACGGUAACGACGAAGCCGUCCCCGCGGAGGCACCCGUCGCGCAGGAUCAGCUGCCGCAGCCAGCGGUCCAGCAGGCUCCCGGUCGCCGUAUGCUGGGCUGGCUGAAUCCGUCUCGUUGGUGGUCGCCUUUCCGCAGAGGAGCGCGAAGCGCCGUCUCAGAACCUGAACAGGCUGUCGGCGGACCUGGCGUCGUUGGAGGAACGACCUCUCCAUCUGAAGAACAGGUGAUGGGUCAGCCGGAGGGGUUGCGAAACGAUGGAGCCGUUUGGUGCCGCAAGCUGCCCUACGGGACGCAAGCUUCCGGGAAAUUGUCCAACUCCUUCGAAACGCUGAUCAAGUACUUGAGGAAACCGGACUUUAAUCCCUGGGAUGCUGGUUUCCCGGGGCCGUCUGUGAGGUGUAGAUCGGAGGCCGCCGAUGUUCUCAAAUCCUGA